AUGUUCAACAAGAAGAAGGACACUACUGCUCCAGGCCGCGCUGGCCGCGCGCCGUCCCCCGCUCCGCAGGUCAUGAUCAACCGUCGCCGUAGUGCCGGCAGUGUUGGCGCUCUCGGUGGCGCGCUCAACAACAACACGAACAUUGAGACGGCCGGGCCCGCCAACGCCGGUGGUGCCGGCGCGCAGAACAUUACUGGUCGUCUCGAAGCCAACCCCACGGAAGACGAUAACGGUGGCGGCACGGGUGACAACCAGCAGCACCCUCAGCGUCGCAGCCUCAGCGACUGGGUCCAGCGUAACAUCCUUUGCGUUCGUUCACCCGAGGACCCCAACAACGCCUCCUCUGUUCCUACGACGACGCACAACACUCUGCCUCCCCAGCCUGACGCCGCCGCCGCCGCCGCCGCCGUCGCGUCGCGUGACCCGGCUGCCAUGUCGCGCCGCCCCCACCCCGUCAUCAUCCCGUCCCGCGACGUCCCACGCACCAUCCUCGACUCGCCCUCGCCGCCUGCCACUGGUUUCAUUCACACCCCUGCUGGCGUCUCGAUUAUCCGCCAGGGCGACUUUGGCUCGGAGCUCGGCCACCCGAUCGUGGCUGGCUACUUUUCUGACGGCCUGCGCACCCCUAGGCACGCGACCCCCGAGACCUCGCACGACGGCGAGGAACAGCCACACAGCCACUCGGACGACUUUCGUCUCUCGCCCGAACCCCGCGAACCCGAGUCCGAGUCCGAUGAGGACAACAAUGAGCGUGGCAGGGGGAGGUUCAAGUUUGGCCGCGUGUUCCACCGCCCAGCCGCCUCGAACAACCCCACUCCUGCUCACUCUCUGAGCGGUAGCAGCAGGGUCGGCAGCAUCCGCAACGCUAUGAAGAGCCUGACUGGCCUCACUCGUCGCGCGCCCGUUCCCACCUCGCACAACCCCGUCACUCGCUCUCGCCGCCACGCGGCCACCCGUGACGCACUCGAGCGCCAGCGCGGCCCUGGCCCACGCCGCACCCAGCAGACCAUUCCCACCCCGGCCCCGGCCCCUAUCCCCAUUGUCAGCGACCGCCGCAACGCUCUCGAGGUCGGCCGCGACGGCCCGAGUGACCUGCCCGAGUUCCAUGGUCGCCAGCGCUCGGCGACCGAGCCUACGCCAUUCGCUGGCCCCAUUCGCUCACAGCCCGUUGGUGCUCCCUUCGGUGCUUCUGGCGCGUCAUACCGGCCCCGUCCCUUCGGCACCCCGUACGUGGCGGGGAGCGCCAUCACCAUCAGCACUCGCUCGUCCGGCACCUCGGCCACCUCCGUCCAAACCCAGCCCCCAGUCAUCUUUCCCUUCCAGGGUGCCACUUGGACUCCUCCUCGUCCGCCUACGCCGAACCCAGCUCCUGCCGGCCCCGACGUUGCUGGCGUCGCGACCGAGGCGGCUACCACUGCCUUGCGCACCAUUGCGAUUGACAGCCCCCGCAAGGUAUUCCAGGUAACUGUUUCUAUCCCAGUUGUCCGCCACGGUGUGGUCUUCGCGCGCUGGGGCAUCCGCGGCAUCUCGUUCAGCUUCCACUGGCUCCGCAAGCGUAUCUCGCCAUCGUCGACUCCUCAGCAACAGCAAGGCUCUCCCGAGCUCCAUGUCCCAGCCACUAUGCAAGCACCUUUGGUGGCUCGUGGCGACGUCGGGUCCGCCGCUGGAGCGUCUAGCGGCGACCGUGCCACGAUCAAGGACGACGACGAGGGCAAGGGCGGCAAUGGUAACGCGGGCGACAAGAACGCCGGCGGCAACAAGGGCAAGGACAACGUCGGACACGGCAUCGGCGGCAACGGCGGCAAGAGCGGCGACAACCAGGGCGACGGCGGUAAGGGCGGCGGUGGCAAGGACAACCGUGGCAAGGGCAACGGGGAGAAGAAGGAGGAGGACUUGGAGGAGGAGGAGGAGGAUGAGGACGACGGUGACGACAAGGACGAGGAGCUCAGCGACGGCGACGAUGACGAGUGGACCGACAUCAACACGGACACGGAGGCGGACUGGUCGGACUGCGGCGAGCCGGUCAACAGCUUCCUCGACUCGUCCUCGGACGAAGAGGCCCCCCUCCUUCCCCGUGGUCGUGGCGAUGGCCGUCGUGGUGGCCGUCGCUAA
This is a messenger RNA of Vanrija pseudolonga, 2112 nucleotides long. RefSeq lists its product as uncharacterized. The record is from RefSeq and is a predicted model, not a curated record. NCBI's taxonomy places the organism in Eukaryota, Fungi, Basidiomycota, Tremellomycetes, Trichosporonales, Trichosporonaceae. Bases 1 to 2112 code for a protein of 703 amino acids. The transcript is spliced from 3 exons.